Messenger RNA from Morus notabilis, 3015 nucleotides. RefSeq names its product uridine-cytidine kinase C. Gene Ontology annotation, molecular function: ATP binding; kinase activity. Gene Ontology annotation, cellular component: cytoplasm. NCBI's taxonomy places the organism in Eukaryota, Viridiplantae, Streptophyta, Magnoliopsida, Rosales, Moraceae. Bases 361 to 2340 code for a protein of 659 amino acids. The record is from RefSeq and is a predicted model, not a curated record. The transcript has 12 exons.
CGUUUCAACUUUCAACUUUCAACUUUCAACCUUUACUUUACUAUUCGUCUGUCCCAUUACUUGACGUCUCUGUCGUCCAAGCGACAGCAGCAGCCAGCCAGGAUGGCGCCACACUUGCCAUCUCUCUUCUCUCUCUCUCGCACUUACCUCUCAACCUCGGCCUAUCACAACCCUCCACGUGUAUUAUGUACAAAUUAGAAGAAUCGCAAUCAAAAUUCCGGUAAUGUUAUUAUAGCCCACUUGUUGAAAUCCCGAUUAUUAAUAAAUAUAUUGUUCCCAGAAGCUCCAAGAACUCCCAACUUUCUUUUUCCUCUCUGAAAAAAAAAAGAUAUUGUGGCAAAGAUUAUAUCUAUAGUUAAAAUGGCACAAGAUACUUCUGCUGCUGCUGUUUCACCUCGACGACGUUCUGGUCUCUUACGUGAUCAGCUCCAACUCGUUAAGAAGAAGGAUACUGAUCGUUACGAGAUUGUGCCAAUUCAAGAUACAUUAUCGUUCGAGAAAGGUUUCUUCAUAGUAAUUCGAGCAAUGCAGUUGUUGGCUCAAAAGAAUGAUGGGUUCACAUUAGUCGGAGUAGCAGGUCCUUCUGGAGCUGGGAAGACUGUUUUCACUGAGAAGGUGCUCAGCUUUAUGCCUAGCAUUGCUGUCAUUACAAUGGACAACUACAACGACGCUAGCCGUAUCAUUGAUGGCAACUUCGAUGAUCCACGCCUUACAGAUUAUGCCACAUUGCUUGAAAACAUACAUGGUUUAAGAGCAGGGAAACCUGUUCAGAUCCCGAUAUAUGAUUUCAAGACUAGCUCUCGCGUAGGGUACAGGACAAUUGAAGUCCCUAGUUCACGUAUUGUGAUAGUGGAGGGUAUAUAUGCCUUAAGUGAAAAAUUGCGGCCUUACCUAGAUCUUCGCGUAUCUAUCACUGGUGGAGUUCACUUCGACCUUGUCAAACGUGUUUUACGAGACAUCCAACGUGCGGGCCAAGAGCCUGAAGAAAUCAUUCAUCAAAUAUCUGAAACGGUAUAUCCUAUGUACAAGGCAUUUAUUGAGCCAGAUCUCCAGACAGCACAUAUAAAGAUCAGUAACAAAUUCAAUCCCUUCACUGGUUUUCAGAAUCCCACUUAUAUUUUAAAGUCAACUAAGGUUUUGACAGAUGAUCAAAUAAAAGCCGUUCUUUCUGAAGAUCACAAAGAAACUACAGAGGAAACUUAUGAUAUUUAUCUUCUUCCCCCAGGCGAAGAUCCCGAAGCAUGUCAGUCCUAUCUACGGAUGAGGAACAGAGAUGGCAAAUACAAUCUCAUGUUUGAGGAAUGGGUUACAGAUAGUCCUUUCAUAAUAUCACCUCGAAUAACUUUUGAAGUUAGUGUUCGCCUUCUCGGAGGGCUUAUGGCUUUGGGGUAUACGAUUGCUAGCAUCCUAAAAAGAAGAAGCCACGUAUUCUCUGAUGAUAGGGUUUGUGUGAAAACUGAUUGGUUGGAGCAACUUAAUCGUCAGUAUGUCCAGGUGCAAGGAAAGGAUCGCUUAUAUGUUAAAUUCGUUGCGGAGCAGCUGGGCUUGGAUGGAUCAUAUGUGCCUCGAACUUAUAUUGAACAGAUUCAGCUGGAGAAACUUGUAAAUGAUGUUAUGGCACUUCCAGAUGAUUUGAAGUCAAAGCUCAGCAUAGAUGAUGAUUUGGUUUCAAGCCCUAAAGAAGCUCUCUCGCGAGCAUCAGCAGAUAGAAGAAUGAAGUAUCUCAACCGGGGUGGAUCACAAUCAUUUUCAACCCAGAGGGACAAGACUAUGGCCAAACUGACAAGGCUUGCUGUUAACAAUAGAAGGUUUGAUGGGAGGGCCCCGGAAUCACCUGCAACGCUUUCGAAUCAGGGAAUUAUUACACAACUCUCAGAACAAAUUUCCACACUAAAUGAGAGAAUGGAUGAAUUUACAUCUCGCAUUGAAGAACUUAAUUCCAAAUUCUCUGCCAGGAAAGUCUCGGCCAGCCAACAAAACCUGGCACUGCAGGCCGAAGCAUGCAAUGGGUCUGGACCGACAUCUCAUUUCGUCAGUGGCUUAAGUAAUGGUUCCUUGACUGGAACUCUUCUGCCCAAUUCUUCGUCGUCUUCUCAGUUGGCUAAGGAGUCUCCACUGAUGGAAGAGUUACUAGCUAUUUCGCGAGGGCAGCGUCAGGUCAUGCACCAAAUAGACAAUCUGAGCAAUCUUCUGCGCGAGUUUUCGGGAGACAGAUUCCGCCAUGGAAGAACAGAGGGGACUAGCAGAACCAUUGAUGUUGAUUCAAUAACUGGUCCCCUUUUACUAACCUUAGCACUUGGUGGUUUAGGUGUCUUCUUGUUCAGAAGUCUAGCUUGGUAGAAAUAAACUUCAGUGGCUAGCAGCUCAUUUUCAGCUUUCUUCCAAUGAUAAAAGGGCCAUCAAUUGUCUGGUGAAGUCUGGAUCCGCAGUGGGAAGUAGAUAACCAAUAAUGUUUUCUUGAUAUACGACCUGGGAUAUGUACUGUAAAUAACCUGUAUAAAUAGGUGCCAAAGAGGACUUAUUUUCGACAAAUGUUGUCAUGCAUGCGUUUUUAUUUAUUGGCUUAAUUUAUGCUCUAGUUCAAAAAGUCCCAAGUUCAUAUUCCAUCAAAUUUUCAUGCUUGGGAUUUAUGCAACUGGUAUUAUUACCAGUGGACCUGCAGCCUAAAGCCUGAGCGUCUCGGUUAAAGCUGCAAGAAGAUAUUUGCAUUUUGUCAAGGGCUUCUUCAGUGAGGCUGGCUGCGAGUUCGUCAAUGCUCGAAUUCUCUCUCAACUUUGUCACUUCUCACUUCCUUUGCGACUUUUUCUUGUGUGCUCGGGCGCUUGCAGAGCCACGCAAAAGAACCAGGAUAGGGUGGUCAAUGUGCUGCCUUUUCCAACAAUUAUAAAACUCAGAAAUCAUGUCCUUUUAUGUACUCGACAUCUUUCUGUCCCAAUUCUUCAAAUCUAGACAAAAUGUCUUCUUUCUUCACCUAUCAUUUAUAUAUCAUUGUUACCAUCAGCAAUCAUAAAUAGA